GGUUAGAGCUACUCAGUUGUCGUCGACUAUUCGUCGGUACGCCAAUCAACGCCGAUGAUGCCGCCGAUGCUUCUCAAUGUAAACAUUGCCGUGAAUUAUUUUGAUCGAGCCCAAUUCAAAAUCGAAUCGACAUUCGCAACAGUUGAUAUAACACGAAGAAGAGAAAAUUCUUUUAGUUUUUUCUUACCCAGACUUCUGUAAGUGCAUAUUGUGUAGCGAAAAGGGUACUUUCGAGGUAGCGGCUGCAAUUGCCAAUUGCUUUUUUCAACGAGUCAACGCGUCAAUUGUUCUGCUCAGCAUUAACGUGCAUUUCUAAUGACAAUUGCAAAAAAUGGCCGGAGGACGUCGGUGUCCCGCUGGAAAAGGCAGCACGAGUUCUCGUAUUCAAACAGUGACCGCAGCAUCGAAUGCAAAUGCAGCGAGUGCUUCGCCUGCAAACAAUUAUAACAAUACCCCGCCAAAUUAUAAUUCUUCUCCAAAUUCUACGUUUUCUACCGGUUUGGAUGAUGGAAAAAAUAUGAGUGAACAAUUGCCAUAUAAUAAAGUGAUUAUUCCUAAACAUAUACCUAUACCUGCCAGAUCUGGAGAUGGACUUCAACACUAUGAAGCAUAUAUAUUAGUUACGUGUUUGAUCGCUGCUUCUUUGCAGCUACUCAACUUAUACAAAACUGUCUGGUGGUUUUCAGAAUCUCACAAUGAUUAUAGUGUGAACUUUUACUUGUUAGACUUUUACCUUUUAACAUUUAUUACUAUAAUGGUUUCAAGACAAUUCAUAUAUGCAAUGAUUUGCAAAUCUUUCCAACGUGUUAUUCCAAAUAAAUGGUUACCGUUUGCCCUAAAAGUUAUGAGAAUAGUACUACUAGCUGUUAUAAUGAGUGCACUUUUUUGGUGCCUAUAUCAUAUGAAAAAACGACACAACAUAAAUAAAAUUUUUUAUCUUUGUUACCCUAUUUUGAUUUACUUUUUGAUGUUUGGAAUAAGCAUUGAACCUUUUUUUGAUUUAUCUACAGUUCAAGUUUAUCUUAAAGAAGACAAAAAAACAAAAUUUUAUUUGGAUAAACCAAUGCACAAUUGUUCUUCAAAUGCAGUUACGAUAAGGCAAGAAGUUGCAAGUCUAAAAUCAGACUUCAACAGCAGAUUAAAAAGAGCACUUUAUGCAGCAUCAGGAAGUGCAUAUUUAUGUGGUAUAGCUCCUGUGAUAUUUGUUCCUCAGCAUUUACACUAUAAUAUUUACUGGGUUGUACAACACACUGUCUUUAUAUGGCUUGGCCAGCUUGGAGCAAAUUUUGCCCAGUCAUAUUCUUUUAGAUACUGUGAUGUUCUUCAUAAAUCUGCUGCCCAUCUUGGAAAAUGGUCAAAAGUUAAUAGUAAAGGCAUACAAGCUAGUCAUACUUGGGACGAUAAAGUUUUAUGGCCUCAUGGUACUUUGGUUAGACAUAACAAAGAAGUGUAUCGCUCAGAAGGACUUUGUACAGCUGCGGAACCUGGAAAUUCAAGUCACAGUCGCUUUUAUACGCUGUUUGGUGAACCUACAACUUUACUUUUAUCGUUAGUAGGAUGGCAGAUGACUGUUGUUGGAAUACAAUUCUUAAUAAGCAUACGCAAAAAUGAGUGGUAUCAAGUUAUAUCCAAUAGCUUGUUACUUGCAUCUAAUUGUUACCCACUCUAUACCCUUAUGAGAGAUUACAUACUGUGUUGCAGAGUUCAUCGAGUUGAACAAAUGGCCAAGGAUAAACCUUUAAUGGCGCAGUCUAAUUGUUCAUGAUUACAAUUGAUCAGUGGCUGUGCCAAUGAAAAUGAGAAUUUAGCACCAAAGAGUUAAUAAAAAAAUUAAAGUGUCAAAGGAGUAAAAUAUAAACACUCUUUAUUUUAUCAUCUAUCUGUUUUCUUCGUUUAUCAUAAAAUAUAUUUACAAACUCAACAAAUAUGAAA
This is a messenger RNA of Trichogramma pretiosum, 1932 nucleotides long. Its product is annotated as transmembrane protein 39A. The record is from RefSeq and is a predicted model, not a curated record. The coding region runs from base 332 to 1765 and encodes 477 amino acids. The transcript has 6 exons. Lineage: Eukaryota; Metazoa; Arthropoda; Insecta; Hymenoptera; Trichogrammatidae. Gene Ontology annotation, cellular component: membrane.